This is a messenger RNA of Kogia breviceps (pygmy sperm whale), 2351 nucleotides long. NCBI's taxonomy places the organism in Eukaryota, Metazoa, Chordata, Mammalia, Artiodactyla, Physeteridae. The record is from RefSeq and is a predicted model, not a curated record.
GGAACCACGCCGCCUCCCAGCCACGGUAAUACGCGUUAAGCGCGGACCUUUCAACCCGAACUUUAUUAAUUCUCACGCUAGGCCCCUGGAAGGCGAUGGAGGUGGCCGCUAAUUGCUCCCUGCGGGUGAAGAGACCUCUGUUGGAUCCCCGCUUCGAGGGUUAUAAGCUUUCCCUCGAGCCGCUGCCCUGUUACCAGCUGGAGCUUGACGCAGCUGUGGCAGAAGUAAAACUUCGAGAUGAUCAGUAUACACUGGAACACAUGCAUGCUUUUGGAAUGUAUAAUUACCUACACUGUGAUUCAUGGUAUCAAGACAGUGUCUACUACGUUGAUAACCUUGGAAGAAUUAUGAAUUUAACAGUGAUGCUGGACACUGCCUUAGGAAAACCACGAGAGGUGUUUCGACUUCCUACAGAUUUGAUAGCAUAUGAUAAUCGCCUUUGCGCAUCCAUGCAUUUCACAUCUUCUACAUGGGUUACCUUGUCAGAUGGAACUGGAAGAUUGUAUCUCAUUGGAACAGGUGAACGUGGAAAUAGUGCUUCUGAAAAAUGGGAGAUUAUGUUUAAUGAAGAGCUUGGAAAUCCUUUUAUCAUAAUUCACAGUAUCUCAUUGCUGAAAGCUGAAGAACAUUCGAUAGCUACCCUGCUUCUUCGAAUAGAGAAAGAGGAAUUGGAUAUGAAAGGAAGUGGUUUCUAUGUUUCCUUGGAGUGGGUCACUAUUAAUAAGAAAAAUAAAGAUAAAAAAAAAUAUGAAAUUACUAAGCGUAAUAUUCUCCGUGGAAAGUCAGUGCCCCAUUAUGCUGCUAUUGAGCCCGAUGGGAAUGGUCUAAUGAUUGUCUCUUACAAGUCCUUUACAUUUGUUCAAGUUGGUCAGAAUCUUGAGGAAAGUAAGGAUGAAGACAUGUCAGAGAAAAUCAAAGAAACUCUGUAUUACUGGCAACAGACUGAAGAUGAUUUGACAGUAACAAUAUCGCUUCCAGAAGACUGUACUAAGGAAGACAUUCAAAUACAGUUUUUGCCUGAUCAUGUCAACGUUGUGCUGAAGGGUCAGAGGUUUUUGGAAGGAAAUCUCUAUUCAUCUAUUGAUCAUGAAAGCAGUACAUGGAUAAUUAAAGAGAAUAAUAGCUUGGAGAUUUCCUUGAUUAAGAAGAAUGAAGGACUGACAUGGCCAGAGCUAGUGGUCGGUGAUAAACAGGGGGAAUUUAUUAGAGACUCAGCCCAAUGUGCUGCAAUAGCUGAACGUUUGAUGCAUUUGACCUCUGAUGAACUGAAUCCAAAUCCAGAUAAAGGUAAACCUCCUUGUAAUGCUCAAGAGUUAGAAGAAUGUGAUAUUUUCUUUGAAGAGAGCUCCAGUUUAUGCAGAUUUGAUGGCAGUACAUUAAAAACUACUCAUGUGGUGAAUCUUGGAAGCAACCAGUACCUUUUCUCUGUCAUAGUGGAUCCUAAAGAAAUGCCCUGCUUCUGUUUGCGCCAUGAUGUUGAUGCCCUUCUCUGGCAACCACACUCUAGCAACCAAGAUGAUAUGUGGGAGCAUAUCGCAACUUUCAAUGCUUUAGGCUACGUCCAAGCAUCAAAGAGAGACAAAAAAUUUUUUGCCUGUGCUCCAAAUUACUCUUAUGCAGCCCUUUGCGAGUGCCUUCGACGAGUUUUCAUCUAUCGUCAGCCCACUCCCAUGUCCACUGUACUUUACAAUAGGAAGGAAGGCAGAAAAAACAUUACAAGAGGGCAAGCCCUAAUGUACAAGAGUUUAUCAAGCCUGCACUUGCAUCAUAUUUGCUCAUCUUCCAUUGAACAAAGCAAGUCUAGAGUCAGUGUGAGAGUGGAGUACACAAGGAUACAGAUAGCAGGUGGUAUGUUUCACUGGGAGCCAUUUAUGAGCUGAUAUAUAUUGUCUACAAGAAAUGGCAGUUUGAGAAUAUUAUACAGUUAUGGUGAAAACCACCAGAACAAAUUCAAACAGUAACAUUAAAAGAGUUUUUCUCGAGCUUCCCUGGUGGCACAGUGGUUAAGAAUCCCCCUGCCAAUGCAGGAGACACGGUUUCGAGCCCUGGUCCAGGAAGAUCCCACAUGCCACGGAGCAACUACGCCCGUGCACCACAACUACUGAGCCUGUGCUCUAGAGCCCGCGAGCCACAACUACUGAGCCCAUGUGCCACAACUACUGAAGCCCUGAUGCCAAGAGCCCGUGCUCUGCACCAAGAGAAGCCACCGCAAUGAGAAGCCUGAACACCGCAACGAAGAGUAGCCCCCGGAUGCCGCAACUAGAGAAAGCCCACGCGCAGCAACGAAGACCCAACGCAGCCAAAAAUAAAUAAUAAAUAAAUUUUUAAAAAAGUUUUUCUCUGAUGGACGG